This is a messenger RNA of Phyllopteryx taeniolatus (common seadragon), 8304 nucleotides long. It is a transcript of the gene ralgapa2, whose product is annotated as Ral GTPase activating protein catalytic subunit alpha 2. The record is from RefSeq and is a predicted model, not a curated record. Gene Ontology annotation, biological process: regulation of small GTPase mediated signal transduction; positive regulation of GTPase activity. NCBI's taxonomy places the organism in Eukaryota, Metazoa, Chordata, Actinopteri, Syngnathiformes, Syngnathidae. The coding region runs from base 368 to 6622 and encodes 2084 amino acids. The transcript has 43 exons. Gene Ontology annotation, molecular function: GTPase activator activity. Gene Ontology annotation, cellular component: cytoplasm; nucleus.
UGAUAGUGGGAAAGGGGUCGUUUAUAUAUUGUUUAUAUAGUAGAAAAGAUAAUAGAAGUAACACGGGUAACAGUUGAAAUUAAAACUAUCCACACAUCGUGUCAACUGUUAUGUUAUAUAGCAGGAGGCGUAGCCCAACAGUCAGACCACUCCUCGCUGUCAGACGCGCUUCCGUGUUUACACUCCAGUCAAAAAAAAAAAAAAAAGAAGAAGAGGAGGAAAAAAAAAAAAAAAAACUGGCGGCUGUUGGGCGAAUGUUUACCGAGCAAGCAUCGAGUCGUGGUGAGGGAAGUGACAGUCACACUGGCGCCUCGGUGUAUGGUAACAACACAGGUGAUCGGCUUCCACGGUUGCAUUUUACAGCGGAAUGUUCACUCGAAGGGGCCAUGGAGACGUCAAGAAAUCUACACAGAAAGUUUUGGACCCAAAGAAGGAUGUUCUGACGCGGCUGAAACACCUGCGCUCGCUGUUGGAUAUUAUUGACAAGAGUGAGCUGAAGCCAUUCUUCGAGAGCAAUUGUUCACAGAUUUAUUUUAUCUUCUAUGAAAACUUCAGUUCACUGGAAAGCAACUUAAAACAAAAAGGGAUCAAGUCUCUAAGGGAGGAGCUGGACUCCAUUCUCUUUAUUUUUGAAAAAAUCCUGCAGUUUUUGCCGGAGAAAAUCUACAACCGGUGGCAGUUUCACAGUAUAGGCUCUAUUCUGAAAAAGCUUCUACACACUGGAAAUUCUUUCAAGAUCCGAUGUGAGGGGAUCCGUCUCUUCCUGCUGUGGCUGCAAGCCUUGAGGGACAAUUGUGCUGAGGAGCAAUUCCUUAUCUAUGCCUGCCUGGUGCCAGGUUUCCCCGCAGUGCCCUCGUCCAGGGGGCCUUGUACCCUUGACACGAUCAUUUACAACCCUUUCUCCAACCCACCUGAUGCUAAGGUGGUGCCUGAAGAGAUCACCCCACUUGUUCCAGCUGUGGUGGGCGAGAAGGUAGCAGAUGACCAAACUUGUUACAUCCUCGAAACCCUUCUCAAGUUCAUGGUUACCCAGGCAUCCAGUUUAGAGUGGAGGAAUAAAGAAAACCAGGAGACAGGCUUCAGGUUUCUCUUCAGCCUGUUCAAGAAGUACUACCUUCCCCAUCUAUUCCCAUCCUUCACCAAACUCACAAAUCUCUAUAAGCCUUUAUUAGACCUCCCACAUCAUAGACCGAAACCCUUAUAUGUGCCAGUGACAAGGAACAACGAGAGCACCUUCUGCACUAGGGACCAAUACCUGGCACCCCGUGUGGCUUUCAUCACCUGGCUGGUCACCUUCUUCCUCAAGAAGAAGUAUACCAGCAGUGCUGCAGCAGCGCAGAACACCAAGAAUGGCCCUGAAGUCCUUCCCAAACUCAUCCAGACUGUCACUGCAGGCGGUGGGAGCCAGGAGAAGGAAAAGGAGAAGACGUCAGAGGGGGACACAAACGGUCUCACGGGGGAGCCUGAGAAGAGCCACUCCAAUAGUAGCACACUGUCAGAUCGAAGGCCCAGCGAUUCCAGUUUAUGUAGCAUUGAGGAGGAGCACCAGUAUGUCUAUGACAUGGUGCAUGCCAUCUUACUGUCCACCAGGGAUAAUGUGAAUUUUGUCAACGAGGUCUUCCACCAGGCUUUCCUGUUACCGUCCUGCGAGGCAUCGGCAACCAGGAAGGUGAUUCAAGUUUACCGAACGUGGAUACUACAGGAGAAGCCCAGCUUUAUGACAGAGCCAGAUCAAACUGCACAGGAAGAUGAAGUAGAUGAUAGCACUGAACGGAUAAUCAACGCAGAGAAUAAUAACUUUCAAGCACAGAUACUUGAGAGUCACGGCCACAAGCGAUCCUCAAGUUGGGGAAGGACCUACUCUUUUAGCAGCGCAAUCAGUCGAGGCUUUCUCACAGAGGAGCAGAACAGGGACAUCAAGGCAGGCAUCCAGCCCACACUACAGGUGUUCCUGACAAACUCUUCAAAUGUGUUCCUCCUUGAGCCAUGCCAAGACGUACCCAAGCUCCUGGAAAAUCAGGUUGAGGUGUGCAAGUGUGUCUUGAGCAUCUACCGGCACAUGAUCAUGGAGCACACAAUGGACACACAGACCUGGGAGCAGAUGUUGCAGGUCCUGCUGAGGAUCACGGAAGCAGUGAUGAAGAGGCCAUCAGAAAACCAAAGAAAAGACAGCUUUGCUGAAAGUCUGGCAUCCAUCCUUUUUCGGACCAUCAUUGUGGCGUGGGUGCGAGCCAACCUGUGUGUGUACAUCUCUCGGGAGCUGUGGGAUGAGCUGCUUGCAGUCCUGUCCUCUCUUACUUAUUGGGAGGAGUUGGUGACCGAGUGGACCAGUAUCAUGGACUCCUUGACGGCAGUGCUGGCCCGCUCUGUUUACGGCCUCGACAUGGCCAACCUGCCUCUGGAUAAACUAAGUGAACAGAAGGAGAAGAAGCAGCGAGCACGUGGAGUGAUUCAGGACUCCCAGAAGGCAGCAGCAGUGGCACGUUCCUUCUCACUAAGUUGGAGGAACCAAGGAGACCUGAGUGGGGCAGGAGUUCAGGAACCAAUGAGGAUUCGUUCUGCCACCACGUCGGGUGCCCCUUGUGUGGAGAAGGCCCGCAACAUUGUCCGACAGAAGGCUUCUGCUAAACGAAGCCAGUCCAUCAGCAACUGUGUUCACCUAUGCGAAGCUUUGCCCACUACUAAAAGCGUUCCUACGCUGCUCCACACUGUGAGCUCUUUCUUGCCUGGUAUCGCUUCUGGUAACUCUGCUUGCUCUCACAGACUCUCAGACGUAGAGGAGUGUCAGCUGUCAGAAUGUGGGGAAGAGUUGGGAGGAGGAGAUAGCCCGCUCCCACGGAGCAGCAGCACCUCAGACAUUACGCAGCAACUCUCAGACACAUUACAAGCCCAGAAGAGAGAGCACUCACCUACUUCAUGUGGUUCUGAUAGCGGAACAUAUGAGAAGAGAGAGGGCAGUGAACCGCCAGUUAUCCUGAUCCGCCGAAGCAGCAGUCCAGCUGAGACAGAAAAUAAUGCUGAGGGGUACCAUCACUACGCAAGGGCCAAGCUCAGAGAGAAAAGUGAGAGCGUUAGCAGCGAGACAUCAAAUGGCUACCUCAACGAAACUGAAAUCACCUGGCAGGUGUUUGACGAGGAGGCUGACAGUCAGUCCACCCAUUCAGCCCGCAUGGAUGUGACCACUGACCCACAGAGCCAGCGCAGGUUGCUGCUCAGUCACUAUGAGGCUUUAGCAGGUCCUGAGUGUGCGCUCUCUCCCCACUCUUCACCCCCUCCCCAACACCACAACCACUUCCACUACCCUCAGAACCCCCCCGCCUCCCCAGCCCUCGUGGUGCACACUGAGUGCUCGCAGGAUUGCCCCCUGGAUGACAACAUUCAUCAGUCUGUCUUACAUAUGCCACACCACUUGGACAGCAGCGAGUGUCUGACUGAUGAUGUCAGCAUAAUAGCGGGUGGGACCCUGACAGGAUGGCAUGCUGAUUCAGCUUUUGUCCUUUGGCGGAGGAUUUUGGGUAUCCUCGGAGAUGUCAACAACAUCAGAUGCCCCAAAAUCCAUGCUAAAGUGUUUUCUUAUCUCUAUGAGCUCUGGCAAAAACUUGCUAAGAUUCGAGACAACCUUGGAAUCAGUGUGGACAACCAAUCUUCUCCUCCGCAGCCUGCUUUCAUUCCUCCCCUCCGUAUGUUCGCCUCCUGGCUCUUCAGGGCCACCAUGCUACCAGCAGAAUACAAAGCAGGCAAACUACAGGCCUAUAAACUGAUCUGUGAGAUGAUGACCAGACAGCAGGAUGUCCUCCCUAACACUGACUUCCUGGUGCACCUCUACCACAUCAUGCACAAAGGCUUUACUAGCAAUGAUCAGGAUGCUUUGAACACCAUUAUUCGUUCCUGCUCUCCAAGAUUCUUCUUCCUCGGCCUGCCAGGCUUCACAAUGCUGGUCAGAGAUUUCAUCACUGCUGCUGCCCGAGUCCUCAGUUGUGACUCUUCAGAGGCUCCCAGGAUGGAAGCUCAAACAAUUCUUGGCUCGUUAGUGUGUUUCCCAAACCUUUACGUCCACAUUCCAGUCCUGCGGAGUGUCGCUGGCUCUGAUGACAUUCUUGUAGGAAAUGAGGAUAUCAAGGAUUAUCUUGUCAAUAUCCUUCUUGAGGCUGCAACAAAGGAACACUGUGAAGGGGCCAGGUGUAUCGCUGUGUGCAGCUUGGGCCUGUGGGUGUGCGAGGAACUGAUGCAAGCAGAUAUCCAUGAUCAGGUGAAAGACGCCAUCAACGUCCUGGGAGUAACACUUAAGGUCAGUGGCCAAUUCGGAAACAAAGCUGUGGCACAGGUAGCCUGUGACGUGUUUCAUCUGCUCAUCUCUCACUGGGAGCCUCUCCAAAAUGUGGAGCCAACUCUGCCUAAGAAAAUCAUUGAGAUAUUUGUGGCCACAAUCGCCUUUUUGUUGCCGAGCGCUGAGCACUCAACAGUGGAAGCCGACAAAAAGUUGGUGGUGUCCUUACUGCUGUGUCUAUUGGACUGGUGCAUGGCUGUUCCCUUGAGUCUGCUGUUGGAAACUAUUACCUCAUCUUUGCCAGAGGACCACACAUCCUGCAAGGCCCCACUGCUGGACUACAUCUACAGGGUGCUGCACUGUUGUGUGUCAGGCUCCACCCUCCACACCCAACAGAGCCAUUACCUCCUCAGCCUGGCAGAUUUGCCCACUGACUACAAUCUCAUGUUGGGACAGGUGAAGAGUUUUGAGCCACCGCCUUCCCAGACGACCACUACUGACUUCCGCAGCUUGCUCACCGUAGCAGAGGAAAAGCGGCGUCGGAGCAUGGAGCUGAUUCCUCUGACAGCGCGGAUGGUCAUGACACACCUGGUGAAUCAUUUGGGCCAUCAUCCAUUAAACGGAGGCCCAGCACUCCUCCAUAGCCUAGUGAGCGAAAAUCAUGACAACCCGUAUGUGGAGUCGUCCGAGCUGUCCUCCGAGGUCUUCAAAAGCCCCAAUCUUCAGCUGUUUGUUUUCAAUGAUACCACACUGGUGUCCUACCUGCAGAUCCCUGCAGAGACCCCCACUGUCGGACAGCCCUCCCGCCCGUCCUCCCAGGUGCGCAUCAUUGUCCGUGACAUUUCAGGUAAAUAUUCGUGGGAUGGGACAAUCCUGUUCUCAACCAUGCAGGAAAAGUGCAAGGAUAUUGGCGUUUUCAAUUCAGCCGAUCACACGCUUGCAACCACCGCUACUCCCGCACACAGCAAAACUCUGUCCAGUUCUCCAACAAGAGGGCCGUCCAAGUAUCAUUUCUCUAUCUCUGAUUCCCUUCCUGACUCCUGCGACGUGGAGGAAGUAGAUUACCUCAAUAAACUUUUAGAGGAUCUUGGCCAGAGCAGCCCAGAAUGCCUCCCCCAAUCUCAACUCCAGCUAAAUCAGCCGGCCUCCUCACCCUCGGGCAUGAACCUUGAGCAUGAAAGUGCCAUCCUCAGUGCCAUUCUUCGUCAGACUCGGCAGGAGGAGGAGCAAGUGAGAAGGUGGGAUGCUGAUGUGAGCUUUCGGGCCUCCAGCCAGAGGGAACCGUCGCACCAGGAACCCAAGGCACCUUUUUAUUAUUGUCGGCUGCUGCUCAAUGACCUUGGCAUGAACUCCUGGGACCGAAGGAAAAGUUUCCAUUUGCUGAAGAAGAACUCCAAACUCUUAAGAGAACUAAAGAACUUGGAUUCUCGACAAUGCCGAGAGACACACAAGAUCGCUGUAUUCUACAUUGGCGAGGGCCAAGAAGACAAGUGCUCCAUCCUGUCAAACAGUGCCGGCAGCCAGGCUUAUGAAGACUUUGUUUCUGGGCUUGGAUGGGAGGUGGACCUGGCCACACACUGUGGCUUUAUGGGCGGCCUCCAGCGGAAUGGCAGCACAGGACUAACAGCUCCCUACUACGCUACCUCCACUGUAGAAGCCAUCUUCCAUGUCUCUACACGUAUGCCAUCUGAUUCUGAUGACUGCCUCACCAAGAAGCUUCGUCACCUUGGAAAUGACGAGAUACACAUAGUGUGGUCAGAGCACACCAGGGAUUAUCGGCGUGGCAUCAUUCCAACGGACUUUGGAGAUGUGCUGAUUGUCAUCUACCCAAUGGAAAACAACUUGUAUUUCAUCCAAAUCAUGAAGAAACAACAGGUUCCCUUCUUUGGGCCUCUAUUUAAUGGCGCCAUCAUCAACGGGAAGCUGCUGCCAAGCUUAGUGCGGGCCACUUGCAUCAAUGCCAGCAGAGCUGUCAAAUCCCAGUUGACUCUCUACCAGAGUUUCUAUGAAGAGAGGGCACUCUACCUGGAAGCCAUUGUCCAGAAUCACAGAGAGGUCAUGACAUUUGAAGAUUUCGCCUCGCAGGUGUUCUCUCCCUCCCCUGGCUAUCCAACAAGUGGGACAGCGUGCAGGCGUUGGCCAGGAAUGGUUUGGGACAUGGAAUACCCUUGGGCCAAAAUGGACUGUUCCCUCUCCAGCAGCACAAACACUGAAGUCUCCGCCUACUCCUCAGCCGCAGCUACAUCGACAGACCCUGUUGACCAGGUUUCCCCCACAAUGCCCCAGGCCGCGAGGAGCCGAGUCUCCGGAAGACUCUGUCGAUCGGCUAGCGCAAUAAGCAAAUCGUCCAACUGAGCUGAAACGCAGCCUCUACUUAUUGACUGUGCCACCCAUGUGUCGUGGGGCCCCCAACCCAAGUUUUGGACAGGCUGUUUGGAAGCCGCUUUUGCUGCAGCACAAGUAGCAGCAGCCCUUGCUUGUUUUUAAACCCAGAGUGGACAAUCGGUGACAUCUUUCUAACUUGAGUGGAACUGAAAAUUGUUGGAUUCUUUUUUCUUUCUUUUUUUUAAAUCACUCUAAUGUACCUUUUUUUAAACGGAUUCAGAUAGAUUGUGUCAUGAUUUGAUUUAUGCAACUCUUCUGGAAUGAGGAAAGACUGCAUUUGUAAUUGUAUUGUGAUGUUGUUAACAUAGGCUCGUGUCCGGUAAUUGAAUAAGUUCCUGCUGUCUCUUUCCUCCUCGAUUAGUUUCCCUGUCCUGUGACAUCGACAUUCCACCAUUCAAGCCAUUGAUUUCUUUUUUUUUUUUGCACACUUUUUUUUCCUUGGCUCAACUAGCAUUGAAUGUUCUCAGAUGUAUAUUGCUUUAAAUGUUAUUUUCCCUUGUAUGUUUCUCAGAUGUAAAUAGAGAGUCCUAUUUGAUUAAUUAUUUUGGUUGUAGUGUUUUGUGUUUGAAAAUGACCGCUUGAGCCUCAGGCAAAGCUUCUCUCCAUGCACUGAUGUGUGUGUGUGAGACAUCUCCUCACUGUGCCUGUGUAUCGUCUGUCCUCUCUGACGCUGUCCCGUUGCCAUUUGAGGCAAACAUGGACGCCCUUCCACUUGUCCUCUUUAGUGGUGUUUUUCGUCUGCCCUGCGACCCACGGCAAAAACAACAGCAGAAUGUCGGGUCCUCUUAAUUGUAGGUGCUGCGCUUCUCCCUCUUGUCUUUACCUGUGAAUGGAAUCAAGUGGCUAGUCCUCGUUCCCAUGAUCCACAAGCUGGAGUUUGGUGUGGCAUGCCUGAGCUGAACUCUCAGAGGCCUCCGAGCAACAGCCUGGCUGGUGCUCUCACCUCUCUAAGCUACUGGGACUGCCAUGGCAACCAGGUGUUUCCCCACACACACAUAUAUAUACACCGCUACACACAUAGCUACCCUCUGAGGACUCCACCCAGGCUGCCAGCUUAUCCCCAUCUGGUACAUUAAUAUGCCUUACUUUUCCAGUCCUCCGCCUCGCACUUCUCAUAGCAGCUCUGCUUGUUUGCUGAUGGAUUUAAACAUGCAGCUACAUGAGAUUUUUGUUCAUUUUCAGUUUUGAAGAGGAAGAAUGUAUGAAUUCCUACAGUCAAGGCUUUGUACUUCCCUCUAAAAGCCACUUUUAGAGGGAAGUACAAAGCAAAUAAACAAAGCAAAUAAACAUCGAAAGAUUGUAGUGUAGUGAUGGUGUCUGUGCACUUCUUGUUGGUGGCUAAGUCUUUGCAGGUGGACCAAGACAAAACGUUUGUGAAGAAAAUGAACUUGUGAUUGUUUUUUUUCCCUCCUCGUUUUAACAUGUCUUGUUUGUACACGGUGUCAAAUUUGAGGGCUAGAGCAUCUUCUUAAUAUAAAUAGAGAAAUUCCUGUAAUAUAUUCGUUGUAUAAGAGCCAGAGGGGAUUUAAAGGAAAAAAAGCUUGAAGAUUGAAUCUCUUGUCAACAUAUUGGGCUGUUUUUUUAAUGAUCUGCUGUCUUUUAUUAGAGAUGUGAAAAUAGGAAAAUUUCAUUAAAUGCAAUUUGGAAUUGUA